AUGACCUCUUCUGGUGUUGCUGGAGCGGUGUCGCAUCAACAGCCCAUCGAAAGUCACCACAAGCGCAUCAAGCAGAUCUGCGCCCACGAGCUGCGUGCAGUGACGUCCGUGGUGCUCAAUCAUACGCUUCCUCGAAUUCUUGUGGCCGACGCAAUGUCGUUCGAAAGCGAGCCGAUGCUGUGGGAUGUUGCUUCGAUAAAGACCGACACCCUCGACAAGGCCUUGCUUCUGACACGCCCAAUCAACCACAAAGUUCUCACUGGUGGACGCAUCGUGUUCAACACGACAGCGUAUCUGGGAUGCAGAAUCACACCAAAACGACUGUCCAUGUAUGUCCUUUGA
This is a messenger RNA of Aphanomyces invadans, 342 nucleotides long. RefSeq lists its product as hypothetical. The coding region runs from base 1 to 342 and encodes 113 amino acids. The transcript is spliced from 2 exons. The record is from RefSeq and is a predicted model, not a curated record. NCBI's taxonomy places the organism in Eukaryota, Oomycota, Saprolegniomycetes, Saprolegniales, Verrucalvaceae.